GUUUUGGCCAUGUGAUAAAAUGCAAUGAAAUUAUGUUUUUGAUUUUUUCAACUUUUAGAAGAAAUAGUUUUUCAAAAUAAAUAGUUAAACGAUGGGGAAGAGAAAAAAUAAAAAACAUGAAGAAAAACGAAAAGAUUUAGCUUGGAAAGAUAUCGUUAAAGAAAACAUGCUAAUGGAGAACUAUUAUAAGGCACAAUGCAUUGUUGAUGAAAAUGAAUGGGGUCACUUCAUCGAAGUUUGUCGAAAGGAUUUGCCUUCAACAUUUCGUAUAACUAAAAUUCGAGGACACGCAAUGGAUUUAUUGAAAAGUUUAAAAGAUGGGUAUAUAAAUAAAAUAACUUCUAGUGAUGUUAAUGAUGCAAUUCCUUCUGAAAAAACAGAAGAAGAGCCAGAAAAUGAACAAGAUCUGCUUUUGGAGCCAAUAGCAUGGUACCCUGACGAAUUAGCCUGGACUAGUAAUUUGUCCAGACGAUUUAUAAGACGUUCUGAUAUUCUCCAUAAAUUGCACAACUUCUUAGUAGAAGAUAGUGAAUGUGGAGCAAUUACUAGGCAGGAAGCUGUAAGCAUGAUUCCACCUAUGCUUUUAGAUAUCAAACCGCAUCAUUUAGUUUUAGACAUGUGUGCUGCACCCGGUUCAAAAACUGCCCAAAUUAUUGAGUUAAUGCAUGAAAAUCAGCAUGAAGCUUUGCCUACUGGAGCACUUAUAGCUAAUGAUGCUGAUCACAAACGGUGUUACAUGCUUACUCACCAAGCUAAAAGAUUAAACACACCAUGUGUUAUUAUUACGAAUCAUGAUGCAUCAAUUUUUCCAAAACUUAUUUUAAAGAAUGAGUCUGGUGAAAAUGAGGCUCUGAGUUUUGACAGAGUUUUAUGUGAUGUUCCAUGCAGUGGUGAUGGUACGUUAAGAAAAAAUCCACUUAUUUGGAGUAAAUGGACACCUCAUAUGGGAAUAGCUUUGCAUCAACUUCAAAUACGAAUUCUUAUCAGAGGACUUGAGAUGCUCAAAAUUGGUGGUCGUUUAGUUUACUCAACAUGUUCAUUUAAUCCAAUUGAGAAUGAGGCAGUUUUAUCUCAUGUAUUAUUACAAUCAAAAAACGCAGUUCAAUUAGUGGACUGUUCAAAUGAGAUCCCUGAUCUCAAAAGAAAACCUGGUUUGCUAAACUGGAAAGUUUUCAAUAAGCAGGGAAUGGAGCUUAAGUUUUUUGAGGAGACAGGAAAACCAUCUCUAAUUAAACCAAGUAUGUUUCCACCAUCUAUUGAAGAGGCAAAAAGUAUUAACUUGCAGUUUUGCUUGAGAAUUUAUCCUCAUUUACAAGACACUGGUGGGUUUUUUGUAGCUGUAUUAGAAAAGAAAGCAGAGCUGCCGUGGUCCAAAGUCAUGCAUGCAACAAAUGAAACUAUUGGUAUAAAAAAUUUUGAUGAUGUUCAAAACCGCAAAUCUUUAGAUUCAGAGACCCCUGCUGAUUCUGUGGUAGAGGAAAUCAAUAACCAGAUUGUUGCUGAUUUAGAUGUCAACGCAAAAACUAGUGAUGAAGUCUCAAGUGAACCUGUAAAAAAAAAGUUUAAGAGAGGAUCAAUAAAAGAAGAUCCUUAUAUAUUUUUAAGUGAGGAUGAUCCUGAUAUUAAUGCAAUUAGAGUUUUCUACAAUCUUUCAGAUGAUCUUCCUUCAAAACAACUUCUUGUGAGAAGUCUAGGAACAGGAAAAAAGAGACAUAUAUAUCUAGUUUCAAAAGCUGUUCAUAAUAUAAUGACUCAUAACAAAAAUAUUAGAAUAAUUAACACAGGAGUGCGAAUUGUAACUCGCUCAGCAUUAAAAGCUGGUACAAAUGAUCAUGGGGUUGAGUAUCGCUUAGUUCAAGAAGGAAUCAAUUUAAUUAUUAAGUAUAUAUCUAGCAGAAUUAUAACAAUUAGUUAUAAUGAUAUGUUGAUGUUAUUAAGCAAUUUUGAUUUACCAUUUGAAAAACUUUCACAAGAAGCACAAACUGCGCUGACCAGUGUUGAAAUGGGUUGUAUAAUAUGGUUGUUUAAAGCUGAAGCAAAAUGUACUAUAUCAUCAGAUUUAUGGUUUUGUGGUCAUCAAGGUAAAAAAGUUGUACAAUGUAUGUUAAGUAAAGAAGAGAGAAAGCAUUUUUUACGAUUACUCGCUGCACCUAUACCUGAAGAUUUUCAUCUACAAUUUAAAAGAAUUGCUACACAAAAUAAAGAUGAUCUGAAUGAAGAAUAAAUAUAUUUAAAUACUUUUUUUUGAAAUCAAUCCCCUUGAAAUCUGUAUUUAGUAUUAUAAUUAUGAACAAUGAACAAA
This is a messenger RNA of Hydra vulgaris (swiftwater hydra), 2302 nucleotides long. RefSeq names its product RNA cytosine-C(5)-methyltransferase NSUN2. Gene Ontology annotation, cellular component: cytoplasm; nucleus. Lineage: Eukaryota; Metazoa; Cnidaria; Hydrozoa; Anthoathecata; Hydridae. The record is from RefSeq and is a predicted model, not a curated record. Gene Ontology annotation, biological process: tRNA methylation. Gene Ontology annotation, molecular function: tRNA binding; tRNA (cytidine-N5)-methyltransferase activity.